UUAUCUUGUUUAUCGCUGUCUGGUGUACGUGACCGGGGAAGUGGCUGGUACAUUCGAGCCUUCAAGUUUUGCCGGCUUGUAUGCUUGUUAUCUUAAUUUUUUAUAAUUUUCAAUAAGUUGGACUGUCUUUAAGCUGCUGCAGCUUUUCUGCUUGUUAUAUGGAAUUGGCGAGCCUCCGUUUGUGAUGAUUAUUUCUUUGUCCUCGACCAAUUUAGGCCAUACAUGAGGUCUUCCGUCUAGUUUCGACGGACAACAUACAAGGCAUCACUCAACACCUGGAGAAAGCUGUUUGAUAUUCUUCUAUCGGGCAGAUGCUUGCUUGUAGCGUCAAAAAGCAUGCUGUAUAGACUUUAGGGAGUGUUGCUUUCCAGAAUAUUACCAGUGGAGUCUGUGUAGUUUGCUCAGACCAACGAUACACGACGUGUGUUGCAAAGAUGGAUUUUGAUGCGGAAAUAAGCAAAGAUGAGCCGAGAGGUUUUUACGAAAAAUACGAACCAAAGGAGACUUUGGGAAGUGGCUUAUCAAGUGUUGUAAGAAGAUGUGUAAACAAAGAAACUGGAAGAGAAUUUGCUGUGAAGAUAAUUGACAGAUAUAGUGAAAAGGGGAAAGCAAUGAAAGGCCGUGAUGAGGAGCAGCAAGUCAAGACAGAGAUAAACACUCUUGGAAGAGUUGCUGGACACCAAAAUAUAAUUAAACUGGUAGAUGUUUAUGAAAGUGCAGCAUUCUUCUUCCUGGUUUUUGAAUUAGCUCCUGGUGGAGAGUUGUUCGACUAUCUCACAAGAGUAGUUACAAUUUCAGAGAAAGAAACAAGGAAAAUAAUGUGCCAAAUAUUUAGUGCAGUUGCUCAUAUGCAUAAUAAUGGUGUUGUACAUAGAGAUCUCAAGCCAGAAAACAUACUGUUUGACAAUGAAAACAAAAUAGUUAUAACAGAUUUUGGUUUUGCUGUGAUGCUGGAACCAGAUGAAACUGUUAGAGAAUUUUGUGGAACAUAUGGCUACCUUGCACCAGAAACCCUCAAAUGUUACAUGUUUGAAAAUAUGCCUGGAUAUGGAAAAGAGGUUGACUUAUGGGCUUGUGGAGUUAUACUUUAUACACUGUUGGUUGGAUUUGCUCCUUUUUGGCAUAGAAAGCAGAUGCAAAUGAUAAAGAAUAUAACAGAAGGGAAGUAUAAGUUUGGAAGUCCGGAAUGGGAUGACAUAUCUGAAGCUCCUAAAGACCUGAUAAGGAAAUUACUGGUGGUCGAUCCGAAAUUGAGAAUCUCGGCGGACCAAGCUUUGUGUCAUCCUUGGUUUGAAGGCUUGGCUACACCAAGACCAAAAACAACAAGAAGGUUCAAGGCGGUUGCUGUCGCAAUUAUCACAAUGAAAGAACUGUAUUAUACGUACCACAAAAGGCACCAGCCUGCUACUAAAGAAACUGUUAUUAAGGAUCCGUACGGUUAUAAACCAGUGCGUAGGAUGAUUGACAGCUGUGCCUUCAAAAUGUAUUCUCAUUGGGUGAAACGGUGGCCGGAUCAGGAUCAAAACAGGGCGGCUUUGUUUCAGAACGCUUUGAAAUUUGAGGUCCGGAGGUCCGGUAACAGUAGUAUACCAUCAUUUUUAUAUCAACUGAAUAGCCCCUGGAUCAAAAAAGCCAGCAGUUAUCGGCAUUUAACCGACGCCAUAAAAAGGCGGGAAGAUGGCUCAGGCAGCAGGUAACAAAAGUCUGAUUUUAUCCAAAUUCAGCUGUUGAUCUGACCAGCUUGAUCAAAAGAAAGUCGCGUUUGGUACACAGGAGACUGUUGUUCAUUAAGAAGUCAGGCCUGUCAAAACAAAUUUGAAGCUGCUUGUUGGUACAAACAGAAUCUUUAAAUAAGCGGCCAGUUAUUGAAAAGUUGCUUGGAUAACCGUUGGAAGAUUCUAGAAUGGGGCAGCCAUACCAAGAUAAAGUAAAUCAAACUGGAUUUCAUUGCAGGCAUGACCUAAAGCACAGCAUUUGUGUACUUUUGUCUAAGGAAUCUCACCUUAGGCCUCCAUCAAGAAAGCUCGUUAAUGUUUAUGUGGAUUUCCAUAGAUAAAAAAGUAACGAAACUUUCUUAGAAAAUCUCUUUCUACCUUGAAAUGUUUAAGCAUUCUAGACUUCAUCAAGAAAUUUGUAGAUUUUUCACUUGUCUGUUCUUUGGGAAAAAUAUCAGUGUUUACAACUAUUUAUGGCUUGAAGUGAAAUCGAUGAAGCUCCCCGAUGACUAGUUUUUACAACGUCCUAUUUGUGGUUUUAAAUGAUUUGUUAUUUAAGUUUUUAUGUCUUUCAGUUUGUUUAUUUUCCAAGUGUUAGGUGUUCUUGUAUUUCCAAUAUUCGUUCGUAUUCCCUGUUAAUUCUUAGUACCAAUGUGCAUAUAAAACUGUCGAAAACACGUUGUAGCCUAACUAGCUAGUAUCUAUCAGUGUAUUUAUUUUCUACGUUUUUCAACUUGAUUUGUGGUGUAAAAACAAUUUCUGGUUGGACAUGUAAGUAAAAUGCCUUCCUCAAUGUCGAGAUAUUGCUCCUGUGUAAAGAUGUAAAAGUACUAACAAUAAGCUUAGUCCUUGUUUAAUUUUGGGGCAACGGGAUUGCCUAGUCCCCCGAUCACCCUUUGUUCCAUCCCCCCCCACCUUGGUAUGUCUGCCUGGAAAAUGGCCCCAUCAAGCACGGAUAUGGUAUCAUAGAAACUGGGUAAAUUCAAAAGAACCCAAGCACUUGUAUUAAUGACUGUUUGUUCUUAUUAUGCUAUAUUUAUGAAAUAUUCUGUCGUUUUUUAAUUGUUAUACACAUGUAUCACAAAAC
Rhopilema esculentum is the source of this 2802-nucleotide messenger RNA. RefSeq names its product phosphorylase b kinase gamma catalytic chain, skeletal muscle/heart isoform. NCBI's taxonomy places the organism in Eukaryota, Metazoa, Cnidaria, Scyphozoa, Rhizostomeae, Rhizostomatidae. The record is from RefSeq and is a predicted model, not a curated record. Gene Ontology annotation, molecular function: phosphorylase kinase activity; calmodulin binding; ATP binding. Gene Ontology annotation, cellular component: phosphorylase kinase complex. Gene Ontology annotation, biological process: protein phosphorylation; glycogen metabolic process.